AUGGAUGUCGGGCACCUGUUCAAUGCAAUAAAAAAGCAACCCAGUCUCGCUUGCAUUACUUAUGUCGACCUUGCCAGUUUCAUCCGACGUGCUAGCCUCCUCAAGAAUGAUAUCCUUCAACCCCAACCUCAGCGCAUCUCUGUCUCCCAUGUACCCGAUGUGCUUCCAGACAGUGUUACGAUGUUUCUCGCUACGUCACUCGACAUGUCAUCCGAUACAGUCAAUAAUCUAUGGUACAUUGUGAAGGAUCUCAUCUGGGAACUACCAAUGAGUGCUGAGACAAGCGCUGAGGAUGAAGUUGCGUUCAAGCUCCAUGUGGAAUGCACGCUAUAUCUGCCAGUCAAGACUUGCACGAAUCCCGACUGCACCGCAUGGCAGCAUGGCACACUGCUGAAGAAAGAGGAACAGCGCCGGGUCGUCGUAUUUACUCAUAGCGAGGGUGCAAGGCCUGGCUGGACCGUGCAUGUGAAGUGUCGAGAAUGCAACACGAACUACCACUUCAACUACAGCGUCAAGGACCAACUCCGAACCUACUACAACGGUAUCCCGCAAUACAUUCAAGUCUUGGAUCACCAAUUUGUUGAGCUCAACCUUGCCAUGCAUUGGAUGGACCUCAUGCAGAUCGCUGUUUCAGCGACGAACUGCGGUCAUUUGUAUGGUAUUGCCCAGACACAUGGAACGCUUCGCCACACAGAAGUCAUCGUGACUGAUGGUGUGACAGUCGGAUGGCCAUGUUGUGCUGUCGCACGGUGUAAAAAUGCUCUCGAGAGCAACCGUCAUCGUUUCUGCACAGCAGAACAUCGCCACCUCAAGUCGGUCUGUGCCGUGGACGGCUGUAGUCAGCCAGUGAUGCCGGUUGGUGCUGAUGGGAAGACGCACAAAUCUUGUGAUGAUCCGGUUCAUCUUCGAAUGGAGGCCGCCAAUGUUGAAUCCUUGCGUAGCGGCAAGAGCAGGACACAGCGCCAGAGACUCGCAAAGUUGAAUGAUUCUGUCGCUACACAUAACGUUUCACCCCCGAUCGUGACUUACGCAGAAGAAGAUGUCCCCCUUCAAGAUGUCGAAGAAUGGUAUGAGUACGACAAGGCGUCUGGUGCUGUGCGUUUCCGUCAGGCGCCUACAACUACAUCUACUGGAGUCUCGGACGUCAAUGGGUGCAGUGCUAAGGAUAUCCCGUCCAAGAUCAAGGCUACAUUCCGGCGUCAGCGUACUAACAAUGAACAGCUCAUUGUUCGUCCCUGUGGCAUUAUCUCUGGUUGUGGUACAAUGUACCACCAUGAGGCUGUCUCGAAUGUGCUGGUAAGUUUUUUUUUCUGUCGGAAGGACUAUGCUAACUUAUUUCCUCAAGAUUAUGGUCGAGAAAAUGUUCUCCCUCCCACACGCACGUAA
Messenger RNA from Suillus fuscotomentosus, 1386 nucleotides. RefSeq lists its product as uncharacterized. The coding region runs from base 1 to 1386 and encodes 461 amino acids. The record is from RefSeq and is a predicted model, not a curated record. The transcript has 5 exons. Lineage: Eukaryota; Fungi; Basidiomycota; Agaricomycetes; Boletales; Suillaceae.